Molecule: messenger RNA, 2518 nt
Organism: Uloborus diversus
Lineage: Eukaryota; Metazoa; Arthropoda; Arachnida; Araneae; Uloboridae
Product: serine/arginine-rich splicing factor 2-like
Exons: 3
Coding region: 156-848 (230 amino acids)
Molecular function (GO): RNA binding
Source: RefSeq, a predicted model, not a curated record
UGACUUUACCUACGCUGACUGCGCCCGCCACUCGGCUAGCGCCGCGCACUCUCUGCUCUCUCUCUGAUUUGCGCCAUUUUGAUCAAAUGAUGAAAAUCAGUGAUUGAAUGAAAAUCGAGUCUUACAUGUUCAUAGAAAGUUAAAUACUUUCGACAAUGAGUUACUCAAGAGGAGCCCCAAAUAUUGAUGGUAUGACAUCUUUGAAAGUAGAUAAUUUAACCUAUCGUACUACGCCUGAAGACUUGAAAAGAGUUUUUGAAAAGUAUGGAGACGUUGGUGAUGUUUAUAUUCCACGCCAUCCUUAUACUCGAGAAAGUAGAGGUUUUGCAUUCGUUCGUUUUUAUGAUAAUCGAGAUGCUGAAGAUGCCAUGGAUUCUUUAGACGGAUAUAUCUUGGACGGACGGGAAUUAAGGGUACAAAUGGCAAGAUAUGGUCGUCCUGGGGAUCCCAGGCGCGGAUCAAGAUCAAGUCGUAGACGUCGAUCACGAUCCCGCUCGAGAAGUCGUAGCCGCCGCCGAUCUCGAUCUAGAUCUAGGCGAUCUAGAUCACGCUCCCGCUCCAGGCGACAUCAUAGCCGAUCCCGCAGUCGUUCGGGAAGUCGUCAUCGUAGGGAUGAUAGAUCAAGGUCUGAAAGUAUGAGCAAGAAGAAGAGGAAAGAUAGCAGAUCUAAAAGUCGCUCAAGGAGUCGAAGCCAUGAUAAAAAUGGAACGAGAGGAAGCAAAAGUGUCAGCAGAAGCAAAACUCGUAGCCCUAGCAGGAGUGUGAGUCCUGCAAAGGAUAUUAAUGCUAAUGACGCUAGGCGAAGCAUAAGUCGAAGCAGAUCACAGAGUGUUGAAGGAGAUGUUUGAUUGAUGUUUUAGACCAGAUAGGAAUUCUAUCUUCACUUUGAGCUGAAAAUGAAAUCCUCAGCUAAUUUUAAAAGGUUAAAUUCUUUUUGUAUGUUUUUGUAUUUUCAUUAAUUGAUGUGAAUAAUAUCUUGCAUAUAAAAUAUCUAAAACUCAUUAUACAUCUUUCUUCAUGUUUUGUUGGGUACUAGGUAUGAUAUUUUUCGUUUAUAAUUUUUCAUCAUAACACUAUAAAAAGUGUUGUGAAUUAAUUUGUGUUGCAUAUUGUUCAUCUUUGCUGUAAAUAGCACAACAUUUCAUGCAAACAAAUUUGUAAAAGAAAAUGUGAGCAAUCUCUUUAAAAUUAAAAAAAAGUAUUUCAAAAAUUUCGUUGUAAGUGUGUCAUAUUUAAUUCUAUUAAGAAAAAAUUCAUUGUUCCUGUCAUCAAUUGUUCAAAUUUUAUACAUAUAGAACAUGGGUUUAUUAUUCUUAUUUAUGUAGCAGAAGUGUAUUACAUAAGAAAAGUAUCUGUAAAAUAUGAGUAAUUAGUUUCAUGUAAUUUUCUUGAUAGAUAAUAUGUUUAGUGAAAGUAGCAAAUAUUUUUAUUUCUGCUUCAAGACUGAAAAUUUCUAAUCAUCAUGUGCAUUUCUCUGGAAUUUCGGAGCAUGAGUUGUAUUAAUUAUCUGCACAAUUCUAAUCAAAUUGUUUCUGAUAAAGCAGCUUCUGUAAGUAAGUAACAUAACUCAUACUGGAAAAUGCGUUGGGCUCUAAUAUUUCCUUGCUUGUAUGUGAUUUUUGACUAAAAACAUAAAAUAAACAUUUUCUUUGUAAACAUCGCAUUAUUUAACAUUUCAACACAUUUUUUUUUUUUUAAUGUUAUCCAAUAUUAUAUGUAAAUUCCUCAUGUGAGUCCAUGAGAAUGAUGAAACAUUUUAAAGUGGUUAAAAGCAAUUUUUAAGGUUGUGGUGGCAAAUAUGUAUGUCUUAAUGUGGCAAAACUGUUCUGACACGUUUUGUAUUGUCUGUAACCGCAGGCGCAGUAGUAUGCUGUAAUUGGGGAAGCUGUGUGGCAGUCGCAUGGUGCUGUUCCUGUGCUGUGCUGUCCUCCCGAGCCUGGUCCUGAAUUCCAGUUGCUGAUAAAAUUCCGGGUUCCAGCAUAGCAGUUGUUCCGGGGAUAGUAGCUGAGCAUUUUUUCUCUUAAGAGAUAUAAUUUGAGGGAUCCCCUCGUUUAUAAAAAUCAUGCAUGGUAGUUUAAAAGAAGGAGUUUUUGAAGCAUUUGCUUCUGAUCCAAUUUUAUAUUGGCGCUAAAUGGAAACUUUUUAUUUUCCGUUUUCAAGAGUUGGAACCCCUUCGAUUAAAACAUAUUCCAUAAAUUUAAUUUAAUAUAAAUUUUAAUUUUUCUUAAGUCAAUAGUUUUCCCCCAAUUAAUACACAAUUCAGGAUCUUUUACUGUUUACUCGACGUUUUAAACAAACUUAUAGAAACAUUUGUUCUAAUGUUUUUUUAAAAAGUUAAAUAGAUCCUUUAACAGUAGUCAAAGAACUAUAUGACUGGUUGUACUGUAGCUCAUAUUUUUUGCUGUAAUACUUAAUAUAUUUGAUUCUAUUUUCAGGCAAAUGCAAGUCACUAAUUAUGUAAAGCAAGUAAUAUCGGUUCUAUUCAUAUCUCAUUCUUGAUAAAUAAAAUAGUUUUGAA